Molecule: messenger RNA, 1067 nt
Organism: Carassius carassius (crucian carp)
Lineage: Eukaryota; Metazoa; Chordata; Actinopteri; Cypriniformes; Cyprinidae
Product: cell adhesion molecule 2-like
Exons: 6
Coding region: 150-956 (268 amino acids)
Source: RefSeq, a predicted model, not a curated record
GUCUUCACACAACUAAAGUUUUCUAUUGAAAGAUAAAAUCUUUAAAAAGUGUGUUACAUCUUUCUGAACCCCUGUGUUUCACAAUACGUCAAGUUCUCACUGUAACUUUGACUGUAAUUUAUGUGAAACAAACAUGUUUCAUCUUUGUUAUGUUGUUCUUAUUGCCUCUCUUAGGUGCCAAAGAGGUGAAUGCCAGUGGCAAGACCUUCACAGUGAAGAGUUCCCUGCAGUUCCAGGUGAACCGGCAUGAUGACGGUGUGGCCUACACUUGUAGAGUGGACCACAUGGCCCUGACUGCCACCCAUGAAGAGACAACACAGGUUUUGGAAGUCCACUAUGCUCCCUAUGUAGAGAUCAAACACUCCAUACCAGCCCCACUGGAGGGGCAGAACCUCAAACUGGAAUGUGUUCCUCAUGGAAACCCCUCGCCAGACCCAGUACUCUGGACUAAAGACGGAGGAGAGCUGCCAGACCUGGACCGGGUGAUUGUUGAAGGAAGAGAGCUCACCUUCAUGGCACUGAACAAAACAGACAACGGCACCUACCGCUGUGAAGCUACCAAUCACCUUGGCACCAGCCAUGCUGAAUAUAAGCUGGUUGUUAAAGAUGCCCCCACCACAUCGUCCCCAUCCACAACUUCCCCUGCACCCACCCUCCCAGACACUACAGGUCCCUUAGACUCCAAGCAUCUCAAUUCUGCUGUCACCGGUAACAGAGAUCCUAAUGCACUGUCAGGCCCGCCAGACCAUGCUCUGAUUGGUGGAAUUGUCGCUGUUGUCGUCUUUGCAACUCUGUGCUUAAUUAUUGUAUUGGGACGUUACCUGGCACGGCAUAAAGGCACAUAUUUGACAAACGAGGCCAAAGGAGCGGAUGAUGCCCCGGACGCAGACACAGCCAUCAUCAAUGCUGACGGCAACCACGCACACGCAGAAGAAAAGAAAGAGUAUUUCAUUUAGACUGCAAGUGGCACUGCGCUCCUCUCUCUCUCUCUCUCUCUCUCUCUCUCUCUCUCUCUCUCUCUCUCUCUCUCUCCUCUCGUUCCUUCCCUCCUUCCCUGCACCUUGUAG